AUGGGAAGCGGCCGGGUCAACCCUGAGCCAGUCAGCAGCACAACUAGCAGUCCCCCCGGCCCCGCCUGCCCUGUGAUACCCUUCAUCCUCUGGUUGAAAGGCCAUCCACGUCAACGCGCGGAACUGCAGGAGCGCAGGCUGAAAUCUCACGGUCAAGAUGUCACCGUGUCAGAGCAGACCCCGCGCUGCAAGCCCAUCACGCAUCAAACCGGGGGUUCCAAAGUCGAGCAAAAAGAAUGGAUCCAAGAAGCGUUGCUAAAAAGGAGAAUCAAAGUUUGCUUACCUUGA
Messenger RNA from Aspergillus nidulans FGSC A4, 288 nucleotides. RefSeq lists its product as uncharacterized. Lineage: Eukaryota; Fungi; Ascomycota; Eurotiomycetes; Eurotiales; Aspergillaceae. The record is from RefSeq and is a predicted model, not a curated record. Bases 1 to 288 code for a protein of 95 amino acids. The transcript is spliced from 2 exons.